Molecule: messenger RNA, 576 nt
Organism: Cucumis melo (muskmelon)
Lineage: Eukaryota; Viridiplantae; Streptophyta; Magnoliopsida; Cucurbitales; Cucurbitaceae
Product: protein TRACHEARY ELEMENT DIFFERENTIATION-RELATED 7A-like
Exons: 2
Coding region: 1-576 (191 amino acids)
Source: RefSeq, a predicted model, not a curated record
AUGUCACAUUGUCGUGUGCUGCUUCAUGUUGACCCACAAUUUGAUGUUGGCGGACCUGAAAUGGUCAUUCGACCCCCUCCUCAUCAUCUUGAUUCAGACAUUGGUGGCCCACAAAUGAUCAUUCCACCACCUCCACCCCACAAAUUUCCACAAUCUGACGUCGGCGGGCCUCAAAUGGUCAUUCCACCCCCUCCUCCACACCAUCAUCUUGAUUCGGACAUUGGUGGCCCUCAGAUGGUCAUCCCACCACCCCCACCGCACAAACAUCCACAAUCUGAUGUCGGCGGCCCUCAAAUGGUUAUCCCACCUCCUCCACCGCACAAACUUCCACAAUCCGAUGUUGGCGGGCCUCAAAUGGUCAUACCACCACCUCCACCGCAUCAUCAUCUUGAUUCUGAUGUUGGUGGCCCUCAAAUGGUUAUCCCACCACCUCCACCACAUAAAUUUCCACAAUCCGAUGUUGGCGGGCCUCAAAUGGUCAUUCCACCCCCUCCACCACACCAUCAUCUUGAUUCUGAUGUUGGCGGCCCUCAAAUGGUUGUUCCCCCUCCUCCACCACAUCACAUUCGCCUUUAG